This is a messenger RNA of Amphibalanus amphitrite, 1057 nucleotides long. It is a transcript of the gene Prosalpha2, whose product is annotated as proteasome subunit alpha type-2-like. The record is from RefSeq and is a predicted model, not a curated record. The coding region runs from base 126 to 830 and encodes 234 amino acids. Gene Ontology annotation, biological process: ubiquitin-dependent protein catabolic process. Lineage: Eukaryota; Metazoa; Arthropoda; Thecostraca; Balanomorpha; Balanidae. The transcript has 5 exons. Gene Ontology annotation, cellular component: proteasome core complex; proteasome core complex, alpha-subunit complex.
AUCGAACGCGGGGUAUUAUUCGUGUCGAAUUCGCGUUGAGGGAGCCGGUGUUUAGACCUUGGGUAUUAUCAAACUUGAUCAAAGCUGUAGAUUAAAAAGAUAAAGCUUCCCUGCUUUUCAUCGUCAUGUCUUCAGAGAGAUACAGCUUCUCGCUGACCACUUUCAGCCCAUCUGGGAAACUGGUACAGAUUGAAUAUGCUCUGGCAGCUGUGGCAGCUGGUGCUCCCUCAGUAGGUAUCAAAGCUACCAAUGGCGUUGUCAUCGCCACAGAGAACAAGUUCAAAUCAAUUUUGGCUGACGAACACAGCAUUCACAAGGUGGAGAAGGUCACCAAUCACAUCGGCAUGAUUUACAGCGGCAUGGGUCCUGACUACCGGGUGCUGGUGAAGCGGGCGCGGCGCGCGGCGCAGCAGUACCAGCUGAUGUACGGCACGGAGAUCCCCACGGGCCAGCUGGUGCAGCGGCUGGCCGCCGUCAUGCAGGAGUACACCCAGUCGGGCGGUGUGCGCCCGUUCGGCGUGUCGCUGCUCGUCUGCGGCUGGGACCACGGCCGGCCGCGCCUCUUCCAGUGCGACCCCAGCGGCGCCUACUUCGCCUGGAAGGCCACCGCCAUGGGAAAGAACUUCAUCAACGGCAGGACAUUCCUCGAGAAACGGUACGGCGACACCAUGGAACUCGAUGACGCCGUGCACACCGCGGUCCUCACCCUCAAGGAGAGCUUCGAGGGCCAGAUGAACGAGAACAACAUCGAGAUCGGCAUUGUCAACGAGUCUGGCUUCCGCCGGCUCAGCCCGGCUGAGGUGAAGGACUACCUGGCCAAUAUCGUUUGAGCAGCUGACCCGCCCUGCCGCAGGUCGCCCUCGUUCGCUCGUCCGUCGCGUACCUGGUCGAAGGUCUGUUCGGCGUAAGGGAGGUCCACAUUUUGUCUGACGACCUACCCGGAGCGGGUGCAUCCCACACCCGCCCGAAUGUGCGGACUGUGGGACCCACUCCUGCCCGACGAAGGCCCGGGGUAUGCGGAACACGCCGUCAAUACAUUUUGUCUCGUUCGACAGGA